AUCCAGAGGAUAAAACCUGCGACAGGCCACUCCUCUCCCUGGAUUCACUCCUCUCUCCUCUUCUUGCACCAAACAUCAUGGCUUUCACUGGGAAAUAUGAGCUGGAAAGUCAGGAGAACUAUGAGCAGUUUCUGGAAGCCAUCGGGCUGUCCAACGCCAAGACAGACCACAAAGUAAUCACUGAGGUGGUUCAGGACGGGGACAAAUUCACCUGGACACAGAGCAUUCCCAACUGGACCUGGUCCAACAGUUUCACCGUUGGUGAGGAGUGUGAGCUGAAGACCAUGACGGGUGCCAAUUUCAGGGCCCCUGUGGUCUUGGAGGAUGGGAAGAUUAAAAUAAACUUUCCUCAGUACCACUUCACAGCGGAGAUGAAAGAUGACAAACUCAUCAUGGAUUGCACAACAGGAGAGAAGGGCGUGACCUUUAAGCGGGUAAGCAAAAGGAUCUGAUGCUGCGAGACUCAACAUGUUCUACUGAGGCACAGGCAGCGGGAGGGUUAACAUUAUCAGCGCAAACGGAACAACAACCAUUUAAGUGAUGAUGCUUUUUUCUUGCUAUUUUUGUUUUAGUUAGUUAUAGUUGGUUAUAGAAUCGAGAAAAAUUCCUUCAGUUCUUGUGUCAUUUGUCAGGUCUUGUAAUUCUGUUGAUAAAUUAAAAGAAAUGUGUUCCAAU
Cynoglossus semilaevis (tongue sole) is the source of this 675-nucleotide messenger RNA. Its product is annotated as gastrotropin-like. Lineage: Eukaryota; Metazoa; Chordata; Actinopteri; Pleuronectiformes; Cynoglossidae. The record is from RefSeq and is a predicted model, not a curated record. The transcript is spliced from 4 exons. The coding region runs from base 78 to 452 and encodes 124 amino acids. Gene Ontology annotation, molecular function: lipid binding.